This is a messenger RNA of Penicillium concentricum, 1269 nucleotides long. Its product is annotated as adaptin-binding domain-containing protein. Gene Ontology annotation, molecular function: protein-macromolecule adaptor activity. The transcript is spliced from 3 exons. The record is from RefSeq and is a predicted model, not a curated record. NCBI's taxonomy places the organism in Eukaryota, Fungi, Ascomycota, Eurotiomycetes, Eurotiales, Aspergillaceae. Gene Ontology annotation, biological process: vesicle-mediated transport. Bases 1 to 1269 code for a protein of 422 amino acids.
AUGGCCUAUUCAGCGCCCCCAUCCAACCCCGCAACCUCCGCGAAGCCCAAAGCGAAGAAUAUUCCUAACCCGCGCCGCCUCCUAAUCCUCACACCAACCUCUCAAUCCCUCACAAUAAUUCCCCCUCUCCUGCACUCCCUAACCGGCGUGCCAGUCCUCGACCCACCGCAACAGCCAGCCCCUUCACCAACCCCAACCACACCACAGCCAACCUCAAGCUCAAGCUCAACACCCCCACCACCAACAACCACCUUCGCCGGCUACACAACCCACAGCCCUCUCCGCCUCGAAACAAAAUACUACACGACAGAAGUCCCCGUCUGGGUCGACGAGAUCCCGCUCGCGAUUCACGACACAAAUGCACAAACCACAUCAACACCAACAGUCGAGCAAUGGAAAACCGACUUCUUAAGCACAGAAGCUGAGAUUGUGCGCGAGGCUGUUGGGGCUCUGGUUGUGUGCGCGCAUACUCCCAGCGAUGCGAGACCUCCACCAGGUUCCGAUGCGAACGCAGACCCCGCUGAGCGGCCCGACGUACGCGCACUGCGUGACCUGAUGCGUGGUAUUGGCGCUGUUAAGGAGCGCAUUGACGAGGAGCGCGGCGGGCUCGGCGAUGUUCCUGGUGUAUUUGUGUUGAUUGGGGGGAGGAAGGGUGCUGUGGUUGUGGGUCAGCAGGGAUCCAAGGAUCCCGAUGCGGAUCUGGGGCUUGGUGUUGAUGAUGCGGAUCUAGGUGGCGGGGAGAUGGUGCCAUUUUCAGUUGGGUGGUGGGAAGAUCAGUUGUUUGAUAUGGGGUUACUGGGGUGGGAGGUUGUUGAGUGGGAUCCUAAGGAGGCUUCGGAGGUUGAGACGAGGAAUCAGUAUGGAGAACGUGAGGGUAUGCCUCGUAUCAAAGAGGUCCUUGAGACUCAUGACUGGUCUAUGGUUGGAGGUGACUCUAGCUUUGAUGGAGAUAAUGAUCCUGAUAUGGAUUCCGAUGACGAUCUUCAAGACCAACUAUUAGGUCUGGGUGGCUCUCGUGGGUUUGGCGAUGAAGUUCAUGAAUUAGAACGUGAAAUGUUCGGUUUGCGUAUGGCAAUUGAGCGCGGAGGCGGUGAUGGUGAUGAGGAUGACUCUGAUCAUGAUGAUGGUGAGGAUGAGAUUGAUGUCGAGAGCAUGGAGGCAUUGAUGAUGCGCAUGCAGGCAAUCAAAGAUAUGAGCUCUGAGCUACCAGAGAGCGAACGGAAACGAUUUGCUGCGAAGGCUGUGCAGGAUAUCAUGCGCGAGCUUUGA